Dioszegia hungarica is the source of this 2760-nucleotide messenger RNA. Its product is annotated as adaptin N terminal region-domain-containing protein. Gene Ontology annotation, molecular function: structural molecule activity. NCBI's taxonomy places the organism in Eukaryota, Fungi, Basidiomycota, Tremellomycetes, Tremellales, Bulleribasidiaceae. Gene Ontology annotation, biological process: intracellular protein transport; protein secretion; endoplasmic reticulum to Golgi vesicle-mediated transport. Gene Ontology annotation, cellular component: Golgi membrane; endoplasmic reticulum-Golgi intermediate compartment; endoplasmic reticulum. The record is from RefSeq and is a predicted model, not a curated record. The transcript is spliced from 11 exons. The coding region runs from base 1 to 2760 and encodes 919 amino acids.
AUGUCGUUCAAGAAGGAUGAGGAGUCAGGCGGAAUGUCGUUCUACCACGACAAAUCCACCGUCAUACAAGAAGCUCGCUGCUUCAACGAGUCUCCCAUCCAACCGCGAAAAUGCAGGGCGCUGCUCACUCGGAUCGUGUACCUCCUCUACGUCGGUGAAACAUUCACGACGCAAGAGGCGACAACGCUCUUCUUUGGCGUGACAAAGUUGUUCCAGCACAAGGAUAGCGCGCUCAGACAGAUGGUCUACCUGGUCAUCAAGGAGCUGUCCACUAUUGCCGAGGACGUCAUCAUGGUUACUUCGUCCAUCAUGAAAGACAUGCAGCCGAAUUUAGAGGUGGUUUACCGCCCGAACGCUAUCCGAGCUCUCGCGCGCAUCAUCGAUGCGCAAUCCGUCCAGUCCGUCGAGCGCUUCUUCAAAUCCGCCCUCGUCGACCGCUCCUCCUCCAUCUCCUCCGCCUCCCUCGUAUCCUCUUACCACCUCUACCACCUCUCCCCCUCCAUCAUCAAGCGCUGGUCGAACGAAGCGCAGGAGGCCGUCAAUGCCAAAGCUGUCUCCAACUCGUCAUAUGGCGCCGGCGCGGGCUAUCUCUCCGGCGGCUCACAGGGCGGUUUCUCGGCGGUCGCGAGCACGAGCUACAUCAUGCAGUACCACGCGCUCGGGCUGCUGUACCUCAUCCGAGAAAAGGACAGGAUGGCCAUCACCAAGAUGAUCCAGCAGUUUGGCGCGGCUGGGAAGGGCGGAAGCUCGAUCGUCAAGAGCCCAAUGGCCAUUUGCAUGUUGAUCCGGUUCGCAAGGAAAGUGAUGGACGAGGACCCCAAUGUCCAGAAACAAAUGCACGAGUACCUCGAAUCCCUCCUCCGCCACAAAUCCGACAUGGUCAACAUCGAAGCCGCUCGCGCCAUCUGCGAGAUGCGCAACGUUUCCACCGCCGAGCUCUUCCGCCCCGUCGCUGUCCUCCAGCUAUUCCUGUCUUCCCCGAAGGCCAUUCUCAAAUUUGCCGCGAUCAAGACGCUCAACAAGCUCGCGCAGACCCAGCCGGCUGCUGUCACCGCUUGCAACUUGGACAUGGAGAACCUCAUCACCGACUCGAACAGGAGCAUUGCUACCUACGCCAUCACUACUCUGUUGAAGACUGGCAACGAAGCUUCGGUCGACCGGCUCAUGAAGCAAAUCUCCUCCUUCAUGGCCGACAUCACCGACGAGUUCAAAAUCAUCGUUGUCGACGCUAUCCGCUCGCUCUGCCUCAAGUUUCCGACCAAACAGGCAGUCAUGCUCUCCUUCCUCUCUGGCGUUCUGCGCGAUGAGGGAGGGUAUGACUUUAAGCAUGCUGUCGUGGAGGCCAUCUUUGACAUGAUCAAAUUUAUCGGCGACUGUCGCGAGGCUGCCCUAGCGCACUUGUGCGAGUUUAUCGAGGAUUGCGAGUUCACCAAGCUCUCUGUCCGGAUCCUGCACCUCCUCGGUAUUGAAGGGCCCAAGACCAAGAACCCUACCAAGUUCAUCCGUUACAUCUACAACCGGGUCGUCCUUGAGAAUGCGGUCGUCCGGGCCGCGGCGGUAUCGAGUCUCGCCAAGUUUGGUGUUUGUGUCGAGGACAAGGGGGUCAUGCAGAGCGUCAAUGUAUUGCUCAGGCGAUGCCUUGACGAUGUGGAUGACGAGGUUCGGGAUCGGGCGGCGAUGUACAUCAAGGUGUUGGAGGAGAAGCGACUUGCGGAUGUGUUCGUGCGCGAGGAGGCGACGUUCUCGCUCGCCGCGCUCGAGUCUGAGCUUGUCUCGUACGUCAAUGACGCCGGCCGACACAACACCGCCUUUGACAUUACCUCUAUCCCCAAGAUCUCUCGCGACCAGGCCGCUGCGCAAGUCGCUGCCGCCCGCCCAUCCGCUAUCGAGUCCAUCAACGCCGGCCCCUCCAAGGCUGCCGAGCCAGUGGCCUCUACUUCGACCGCCGCCGAGACGCAGUCCGCGUACACCGCUCAGCUCUCCGCCAUCCCCGAGCUGGAAAACUACGGCCCCAUCCUCCGCUCCACGUCCAAGCCGACCGCGCUCACCGAGAGCGAAACGGAAUACGUCGUCUCUGUCGUCAAGCACGUCUUUGCCAAGAACAUCGUCUUCCAAUUCAACGUGUCGAAUACUAUACCCGAUACCGUCUUGGAACAGGUAUCGGUGCUCAUGACACCUUCGGAAGGAUCGGGACUCGUCGAGGACUUUAUUAUCCCCAUUCAGAGCCUGACUGCUUCCGCCGGCUCGGGUCAGGUGUAUGUGUCCUUCACGCGCGAAGAGCCCGAAAGUUACGCGAGCGGGAGCUUUGGGUGUACGCUCCGGUUCGUCAGUAAGGAGGUGGACCCGACGAGUGGGGAGCCAGAGGAGGAGGGAUACCAGGAUGAGUACCAGAUUGAGGAUUGUGAUUUGGGUGCGGGCGAUUACAUCACCCCCACGUAUGUCACGUUCCAGAACGAAUGGGAGAAGUUGGGAUCCGCAGCGAGCUCGACCGAGACGUUUGCUCUGUCCUCACUGGAGUCUCUGAAAGACGCCUGUAAAUCCCUGAUCGAAGUCCUCAAUAUGGAAGCCCUCGGCGGGUCCGAAUCGCCCACCUCGACAUCGGUGCACACGCUCAAUCUCUCGGGAAUGGUCAGUGGUGGUGGGGGCAAGGUGGUUGCGCGCUGUCGGAUGACGUAUGCUUCGGGCGCGGGCGUGACCCUUGAGCUGGCGGUCAGGGCGGAGAAGGAGGAGGUGGUCAGGCUUGUUAUGGGUGCUAUCUAG